Molecule: messenger RNA, 456 nt
Organism: Funneliformis mosseae
Lineage: Eukaryota; Fungi; Glomeromycota; Glomeromycetes; Glomerales; Glomeraceae
Source: the annotation of a GenBank genome assembly
AUGAAAAAUUUUAUUGUUGCAACCAUUAUAUUGGCCAUGAUUUCAAUGGUCAAUGCUAAAACUGAAUUUGUUCCGUGCGUUUUUUGCUACCCUGUUCCAAUACUACCCAUUAUAACAUUUACACCUGAUCCUGUCGUUGCUGGAAAACCUGCUAAUUUUACUAUUAAGACAGUUCUAGAUAAAGAUGUCACAACAGGCGACAAAUUUGUAGUUGCAUUUGUUCAAUCUGGUAUUUCUCCAAUAUUUGAACCUACUGCUGUUGAUAUUUGUUCUGAAAAGAAGUGUCCAAUUAAAGCUUUAACUUUAAUUGAUAUGACGACGAGCGUUACAAUACCAGCCGAUUUACCUAAAGAAUAUAGUAUUAUGGUUUUUAUUUCUGAUCAUAAUGAUCCAAUGAAUCAGAGUCCUUUAGCCUGUGGAAUUUGUACGGAAGGAAAUUGUGGUUCUGAUAACUAA